AUGACAGACGCCAGGAGCCCUCGGGCCGUGGGAGGUGAAGCUGUCCUCAGGGAGACCCCAGGGCUUGCUGACAUCCAUGACUACCAGCAGCAGGUACCUGCCCGCUCCUCAGUCCCUGUUGGGAGCCUCCAGAAACAGUGGCACCCCUUGGAGGAAUGGCUGGGGUGGCUGGAGGCUGAGGUGACCAAGCUCAGAGAGCAGAAUGAGGACCUGCAGGCCAGAGUGAGGCAGCUGGCGCCCUGUGAGUGCCGCUCCACCUCUGCCCAGUGCUGGGGGCUGGGGUGCGCCUGUCCUGAGGGGGCUCACUGGGAGCCUGACGCCCGCACAGCCUGCAUCUGCCAGGAUGGGGCAGAUCUUUCCUCAACCCCCUCUCCUGUGCUGCUUCCACAGGAAGGGGCCAUCACCUGUAUCCAGAAUCCAUGCCCAGAAGUACCGUGCCCUGAGCCAGGAGUAUGCUGCCUGCGCUGUGAACCAGGCUGUUCUGAGGGCCACAGGUCAGGAGAAACAUGGCAUCCAGAGCCCUGUGUCACCUGUACCUGCCAGCCCCAGGGGGUCCAGUUCCCCCUUGGGGUCGUAGUAUCCCUUGGGGAUACGCACUCUUGCUCGUUAGUGAUUCACCUAUCACCCUCGCAACCCUCCCCAGGCUGUGAGUAUGAGGGGCGGCUUUACGAAGAGGGGGCCAGCUUCCUGUCCAUCUCCAACCCUUGUCUCCAGUGCUCCUGCCUGAGGAGCCUGGUUCACUGUGCGCCCAUGAAGUGCCCACCCAGUCCCUGCCCCGAGCCAGUUCUGAGGCCUGGGCACUGCUGUCCAGCCUGCCAAGGCUGCACAGAAGGUGGCACUCACAGGGACCAUGGCCAAGAGUGGCCUGCAUCUGAGGAUCCCUGCCGGAUCUGCCAAUGCCUGGAAGGCCACAUCCAGUGCCACCAGCGAGAAUGUGCCAGCCUGUGCCCAUACCCUGCCCGGCCCCUCCCGGGCACUUGUUGCCCAGUGUGCGAUGGCUGUUUCCUAAACGGGCGAGAGCACCACAGUGGGGAGCCUGUGGGCUCCGUGGACCCCUGCUCACGCUGCCACUGUGCUAAUGGGAGCAUCCAGUGUGAGCCUCUGCCCUGCCCACCUGUGCCCUGCAGACACCCAGGCAGGGUCCCUGGGCAGUGCUGCCCAGUCUGCAAUGGCUGCGAAUACCAGGGACACCAGUAUCACAGCCAGGAGACCUUCAGCCUCCAGGAGAGUGGUCGCUGUUUCCUCUGCUCCUGCCAGGCUGGUGAGGUCUCCUGUGAGGAGCAGGAGUGCCCUGUUGCCCCCUGUGGCCCAUCCGGCUCUGGCUCGAGGCUCUGCCCAGCCUGUGUGCUCAAUGGAGAAGAGUUUGCUGAAGGAGUCCAGUGGGAGCCCGAUGGUCAGCCCUGCACUGCCUGCUCCUGCCAAGAUGGGGUGCCCGGCUGUGGGGCUGUGCUCUGCUCCCCACCCCCCUGCCAACACCCCACCCAGUCCCCUGGCGCCUGCUGCCCCAGCUGUGAGAGCUGCACCUACCACGGCCAUGUGUACACCAAUGGGCAGAACUUCACAGACCCGGAAGAGCCUUGCCGUGCCUGCCACUGCGAGGAUGGGUCUGUGAGGUGCUCCGUGGUCGAGUGCCCUCCAGUUACCUGUGCCAGGCCCCAGAGUCUACUCGGCCAGUGCUGCCUCAGGUGUCCAGACUGCAUCCUGGAGCAACAGGUGUUUAUGGAUGGCCAGCGCUUCUCCCAUCCCAGAGACCCCUGCCAAGAGUGCCACUGUCAGGAAGGCCACGCUCGCUGCCAGCCUCGUGCCUGCCCCCGGGCUCCCUGUGCCCACCCACUGCCCGGGACCUGCUGCCAGAGCGACUGCAGCGGUUGCGCCUUUGGCGGGAAGGAGUACCCCAGCGGAGCUGACUUUUCCCACCCCUCCGACCCCUGCCGCCUCUGUCGCUGUCUGGUGAACGCGUCUGGAGAAGAGGAGCCGGGAGGGGCUGGGGAGGCCGGGAGAGGCCUGAAAGGUGGGGUGGGGAGGGGCAGGGUAUCCUCGGCCUCCCGCCGGGGGCGCUGCUGCCGCUCCUGUGACGGCUGCCUGUUCCAGGGGAAGGAGUUCGCCAGCGGGGAGCGCUUCCCGUUGCCCAGCGCCGCGUGCCACGAGUGCCUCUGCUGGGAGGGCAGUGUCACCUGCGAGCCCAGGGCUUGUGCCCCUGCACAGUGCCCCUUCCCUGCCAGGGGAGACUGCUGCCCUGCCUGUGACGGCUGUGAAUACCUGGGUGAGUCUUACCUGAGCAAGCAGGACUUCCUGGAUCCCCAAGAACCCUGCAACCUGUGCACCUGCCUUGGAGGCUUUGUGACCUGCAGCCGCCGUCCCUGCGAGCCUGUAGGCUGUAGCCACCCCCUCACCCCUCCAGAGCACUGCUGCCCAAUCUGCCAGGGAUGCCUCUACCAUGGGAUCACUGCUGCCCCCGGAGAGACCCUUCCUGACCCACUUGACCCUACCUGCUCCCUCUGCACCUGCCAGGAAGGCUCUGUGCGCUGCCAGAGGAGACAGUGCCUCCCGGCUCCUUGCCCGAAACCCUCUCCAGGACCUUGCUUCUGCCCUGUGUGCCGCAGAUGGCCAGGUCAGCUGUGUGCGGCUGCAGUGUCCACCCCUGGCGUGCCUACUCCAGGUCACAGAGCCAGGGAGCUGCUGCCCUCGCUGCAGAGCCUCCCAAGUGCUGUGAUUACAGGCUGCCUCGCUCAUGGAGAGGAGCACCCUGAAGGCAGUAGCUGGGUGCCCCCCGACAGCCCUUGCUCCUCCUGCAUGUGUCACGAGGGCGUCAUCACCUGUGCCCACAUCCAGUGUGUCAGCUCCUGUGCCCAGCCCCACCAGGGGCCCAGUGACUGCUGCCCUCGAUGCAAGGGCUGUGAGCAUGAGGGCCAGAAAUAUGAGGCCGGGGAGAGUUUCCAGCCUGGGGCAGACCCCUGCGAAUUGUGCAUCUGUGAGCCACAGCCUGAGGGGCCUCCCAGCCUCCACUGUCAUCGGCGGCAGUGUCCCAGUCUGGUGGGCUGCCCACCCAGCCAACUCCUAUCCCCUGGGCCCCAACACUGCUGCCCUACCUGUGCCCAAGCACUGAGCAACUGCAUAGAGGGCCUCCUGGGGUCCGAGCUGGCCCCGCCAGACCCCUGCUACACCUGCCAGUGCCAGGACCUGACGUGGCUCUGCAUUCACCGGGCCUGUCCUGAGCUCAGCUGUCCCCUGUCGGAGCACCGCACACCACCUGGGAGCUGUUGCCCUGUGUGCCAGGAAUGUGUGGUGGAGGCCGGGAGCCGGAGAGUAGCAGAUGGAGAGAGCUGGCGGGACCCCAGCAACGCCUGCAUUGCCUGCACUUGCCAUCGGGGCCAUGUGGAGUGUCACUUGGAGGAGUGCCAGCCCCUCUCCUGCCCCCACGGCUGGGUGAAGGUGUCCCAGAAUGACAGCUGCUGUGAGAGAUGCCAAGCCUCUACCCAGUCAUGUGAGCUCCAGGGCCGGCAGGUGACCUCUAGGGAGCGCUGGGCUGUAGAUGCCUGCACCAGCUGCUCCUGCGUGGCUGGCACCGUGCACUGCCAAAGCCAGAGCUGCCCACCGCUGUCGUGCAGCCCAGACGAGGCUCCGGCCCUGAGUCCCCGCAGCUGCUGCCCCCACUGCUUGCCCCGGCCUGCCUCCUGCAUGGCCUUCGGAGACCCCCACUACCGCACCUUCGAUGGCCGCCUGCUGCACUUCCAGGGUAGCUGCAGCUACGUGCUGGUCAAGGACUGCCGCGGUGGGGACUUCAGCGUGCAUGUCACCAAUGACGACCGGGGCCGGAGAGGCGUGGCCUGGACCCAGGAGGUGGCAGUGCUGUUGGGAGAUGCGACGGUACAGCUGCUGCAGGGCGGGACCGUCACGGUGAACGGGUGCCUAGUGGCCUUGCCCUUCCUGCAGGAGCCGCUGCUGUAUGUGGAGCUGCGGGGCCAAACUGUGAUCUUGCAUGCCUGGCCUGGGCUUCAGGUGCUGUGGGACGGGCGGUCCCAGGUGGAGGUGAGGGUACCUGGCUCCUACCGGGGCCAGACCUGUGGGCUCUGCGGGAACUUCAAUGGCUUUGCCCAGGAUGAUCUGCAGGGUCCUGAUGGGCUCCUUCUGCCCACAGAAGCUGUAUUUGGGAAUAGCUGGCAGGUCCCAGAUGGGCCGGGGCCUGGCCAGCUCUGCUCUGCAGGCCAAGAAGUGCACCCGUGUCGGGCAGCAGGGUACCGUGCCAGGCGUGAGGCCAACGCUCGAUGUGGGCUGCUGAAAUCCUCUUCAUUCAGCCGCUGCCAUGCUGUGGUGCCACCAGAGCCCUUCUUUGCUGCCUGUGUGUACGACCUAUGUGCUUGUGGCCCUGGCUCCUUGGCUGAUGCAUGCCUCUGUGAUGCCCUAGAGGCCUAUGCCAGUCACUGUCGCCAUGCGGGUGUAACACCUGUCUGGAGGGGCCCUACACCGUGUGGUGCAAGAGGGCCAGGACUGCCCCCUAGAGCUGGCACUGCCCGCUGUGCUACUGGAGAUGGAGUGGAGCCGCUCCUCUGGGACCUGGAGCUGCUGACUGGGGCAGGCCUGGGCCUCUUCUGGACCCCCUGGCGUUUCCGGUGUCAGAGGCACCAGGCCCAGGACACAAGGAGUCAGCGCAGUCAGCCCCUUGGUAGGAUGGGUGGGGACUCCAGGCAGCAGGUGAGUGAGGUGAGCAAGGGCACAUGCUUUAGGGCAGUGGUGGAGGUGAGGGAAGUGGAAGGUGUGUGGACUUUGGAGACUGACAGCUCUGCCCACAAAUCUGCUCUGACAGUCCCUGUGGCCUGUGAGGAUGAUGGCAGAUCCUUCUCCAAGGCUGUUGGAAGGGACUGUGAAUGCAUCAGAGGGAAUCUCAUGGAGUCUGGCACACACUACAUGUUUGUUACUUGUAGGCUGCUACUAUUAUUCCACAAUUAACCACCAGACUGGUCAAUCAACUGUGCGGUAAUGCUGGGAAGCCUUUUAAUAUGGCUGCCCGGGCUUCUGGAGGACAGAGGCCCUGGUGCCCAGGGCUGCCCUGAGAUUGAAACACUGAGCAGCCCUCCUGUCCAGGAGGGGGUUGCUAUGGUGAUGGCCCCACAUAGAGUUGAGAGCUGGGGAUGUGGAUCCGAGUCCCAGCUCAGCCACUGGCUGCCUAAGUAAGUCAUGGUAGGCUGGCCAGUCAGUAGCUGCUUUGGGCUAUGGUAUUAUGAGCCACAGGAGGGAGGGUUGAUGGUGAUCACUGAAGUUCUUGCCAGCACUGUGGGUCAAGGCCACAGUCUCCUUGCAAGGCUCGAGUGGGCAGGAGGGACGUGUUCCAAGCACUUUCUGUGGAGGGGAAAUGGUCACACAAGGGCCUGAAUACUAGAAGGCAGGGACCCUGGGGCCAUCUUAGGGACUGCCCUCCACAUUGGGGGGGGCGUUGUCCCGUGGGCCUGGGUUCCCAACCCUUUCAGGGUUCCAGGCUGUAUGCUUCACUCCAGGCCGAGCACUUCCAACACCAGAACCAUCAGCUCACAGGAGCGUGAGUCUCCUGGGAAUCUUACAUUCACUCUUGUUUCCUCACAAAGCAACCAAGAACCCUUUCCCUUGUCUCCUUCCACAGUCCUGCCCAGUGCCCCUACUCAUGCUUCUGGCUCCUUUUAGGCCCUCACUCAGUUGAACACACGGUUGCCCCACCACCUCUGGUAGGGUGACCCUGAAUUCUGUCUCCCAGGAUCUAAAUGGUACAGGGUUUGGGGGAGGCCACCCUGAACUCAGAGUUUGGACACUGGCUGGUGGGAGUAGGAAGCCUGGCAGCCAGGCUCCCUCCUUACCCCUGAGCCCAUGGGCCACCUGAGUAGCCCCUGGAUUCCUACAGGGAGCAGGAACCAGGCCCAUUGUCUGCAUUGGAUCUGGAUGAAGCCAGGAGUGACACAGACCCAACGCAGGAGGGCCCUGGCAUACCUGAGAAGGCCACACCUGGUUGCUUACAGGAGAUGAACCCUACCACCAGCAGGCACUUUGAGGAGCCGGAAAAUUCAGCAUUCAAAGGGAAAGGAUCAAAGGGACCUGGGCAAGGCCUCUCUCAGGACCUGGCCCAGAGGGAAAAGAGCCAAGCAGAGCCUACAAUCCAACAACUCCACUCACCAACACUCAGGAGCCCACAGGAGGGAAAGCUCAGUCAGGAAACCCCAGAGCCCUCCGGCCUGACUUCCCAAGGCCUGCCAGCACCCCAAGAUCCACCCAAGGAGUUUUGCUUGGGCCUGAACAGAGAGAGAUUAGAACCUCAAAAACUGCUGCUGCUGGACCCUCCUCAGAGUUUGAGAGAGGCAGUCCCUGGGCGUCAGAAAGGGGAGGCCUCCCAAAGGGAGAACAAAGAAGUCCCUCCCAGUCAGGGAGAAAAGCCACAAGAGAGUAAGAGCAGGGAAGACCCGCAGGGUCAGAGAGAAGGGGCACCCCAGGGAGAGAACCCAGAGGCUCCUGAGAGUCAAACUGGAAAUGGUCCCAAGUGCCUUGGAGAGGAAGCUUCUCAGGGUCAGGAAAUGAAAGCCUGGCAGGCAUGGGAAGGCCACAUCUCACCAGCCCUGGAGGUGGCUCAGGGAGAAGCAACUGCCCAGCUCCUGGGGGACGGUGACCCCCUGGGCCUGCGGAGGGACUUUCCUAGGUCCCUGGGAGAACAGAGCCCUCCGUGUGUGGGAAGGGAGAACCCAGGACCCCGGGGAAGGUCCACUCAGCGGGUACCUAGCAGAACUGAAGGCCAGAGUCAGGAGUCAGCCGUAAUGACGCUGGGGUACGCCCAGGAGGAGGAGUGGGCUCCUGUCCCGGGCCCCGGAGACAGGAUACGGGCGACUUGGAGCUCCGGGGACGCUGGGCAGCCAGAGCUCCCUGCGACUGUGCCCGGAGGGGGCCGUGGC
Molecule: messenger RNA, 6905 nt
Organism: Fukomys damarensis (Damara mole-rat)
Lineage: Eukaryota; Metazoa; Chordata; Mammalia; Rodentia; Bathyergidae
Gene: Kcp
Product: kielin cysteine rich BMP regulator
Exons: 43
Coding region: 1-4947 (1648 amino acids)
Molecular function (GO): protein binding
Source: RefSeq, a predicted model, not a curated record